CGUCAGCUGUGAUAGGGGAGCAUAGCGAUGUCGAUCUUUGGUGGGGGUUGUGUCAGUUCGAUGAUGCAGUUCAUUGUUCUCAGAAAUAAAUGAUUUAUAUCGCCAGAAUUUUGAAAACUGUUUUAGGUCAUUCAGCGCUUGAAGUUUGACAUUUUUAUGUGAUAUUUUUAAUGAGGGUAAACGAGAGUUAUUAAUUUGCCAUGCUCGGCGAGUGACUUUCUAGAUAUCAUAGAGGAACGCCAGGAGUUUCAUCACAACAACCACGCAGUACUUUAGGUGAUUGGUGGGAUGAUACCUCAUGCAGGACCAUGUUGACACCUCUCCACCCAUUGUACUGUGUGGAAAUGGAGUUCAAACUGCAACAUGGAUAGCCUGCAAGUGUCCCAGAGCCAGCCACAGCCACACUCCCAGCAGGGGGGCAGGGCGACGACCACCAGCAGCCGGAGUGCGUCGCCCUCUUUAGCCCGGGUCCUGCAGCAGCAACAUGCAUCCAUUGGCAGUGACAGUAGCAGAGAUGUGACAAUGAGCAGCUCAAUUAAAGGCAGGCGCCGCUCGCCAGUGGCUGUGAGUGGUACUGGCAGUGGAAGCACUCGCCGCGGAGGUUCUGAUGGGGGUAUGCCUGCUGCUGCAGCUGCUGUGGGUGCAAGCACCAGCCCACAACCUUUUGCAGUUACAUCUGAUGAUACGUCAGCUGCCCUGACACCAUCUCAUCACCAUGAUGAGGAGAUGGAGCUGUACCAUCCCUCUACAUCAAUGUUAUCCAAUGGUUCAUCAGAACAUGUAACAGCAGCACUGUCAGGUGAUGAAGUUGAUGGGCAUAGUAUGUCUGAUCUCUCAAGAACAAGAGCUGCCAUUGAACACAUGCAGUCCAAGAUUGGUCGGACAAAGGAAAUGAUUCGUGAUGAACAAACAACGCGAGAUGACAAUGUAAAUGAAUAUUUGAAACUAGCUGCCAAUGCUGAUAAGCACCAGCUACCAAGAAUCAAGGCAGUCUUUGAGAAGAAGAAUCAGAAAUCAGCUCAGUCCAUUUCACAACUGCAGAAAAAGUUGGAAAGUUAUAAUAAAAGGCUUCGAGAACUAGAGACGCAUGGUCUUUCCAGCUCUCAUAGGCAGCCACGGGAGGUGCUGCGUGACAUGGGGCAGGGACUGAAAAAUGUUGGUGGCAACAUUCGUGAUGGUAUCACAGGGUUUUCAGGAACUGUAAUGUCGAAACCAAGAGAAUUUGCACAUCUUAUUAAAAACAAAUUUGGAAGUGCGGAUAAUAUUAACCAGCUAGCUCGAAAUGGUGACGGGAGCUCAGUGGAGGAUGAGAAAGCACACCAUGGGAGUGCAACUCUACCUGGUGGAUGCAGUUUAACAUCCACACAUGCCUCAUCGUUGCGCUUUCCUUCAGAUGAAAAUUCAGAGUGCAGCUCUGUGACCAGUGAGAGCUUACCUGCAGGAGGUGGCCACCAGUUGCCACAGUCUCCUCCUCCCCAUCAGCCUGCAGCGCACCACACUCCGCAGGUUUCAUAUUCUAAUCUGGAAUCUAUCCUACAAGAGCUACAUGAGCGUGGCGAAGACUGUGAGCGGCUUCGUGAAGAGCUGGAAACAUUGAAGCAGUCACUGCAGCAGGAGGUGAGUUUCCUGAGCCAGGCAUUGACAGAGGAACGCUUCCGCAGUGAGCGUCUGGAGGAGCAAGUCAACGACCUCACUGAGCUGCACCAGAAUGAAGUGGAGAACCUGAAACAGGCACUGGCUGACAUGGAGGAGAAGGUGCAAUACCAGAGUGAAGAACGACUCCGUGACAUCCACGACAUGCUAGACAGCUGCCAAACAAAGAUCUCAAAGAUGGAACACCAGCAGCAACAGCAACAGCAAUAUGUGACACUCGAAGGACUGGACAACUCAAAUGCUCGGGCACUUGCAGUGAAGCUUAUCAAUGUACUGCUGACUGUCUUGCAGGUCAUUCUCCUUCUGGUUGCAACAGCUGCUGGCAUUGUCAUGCCAUUCUUGCGCACACGUUUACGCAUCCUGACAACAAUUAUUUUAGUUGGUGGAGUGGUGUUCGUACUGAAGCAGUGGCCAGAACUAAGGGAUGUCGGUAGCCAUCUGAUACGUCACUGGAAAGAAGCUUUGUCUGUGAAAUAGGAGAUUUAAAACUAGCAGCACCUCACUUGCUGCUUUUCGCCCUCACUGGUGCUACGAUGGAGGAUUGUCAAUGUUUGCAUCUGGACAGUCAGAGGAAUAGUACUGCAUUGCAUCACACUAUGCUUGCUUAGUUUGAAGAGUCUGACUGUUUGUGUGAUUGAGUGUACAUACUAUAUUUUUGUGUAUCAUUAUGUAAAGAUAUGCACAUUUCUAAGAAUUUUUAAUUAUUCUUUCGUGUGUGUGUGUGUGUGUGUGUGUGUGUGUGUGUGUGUGUGUGUGUGUGUAAGAGAGAGAGAGAACCAUUGAAAUUGAUCUCCUGUAAUUUUCUAUAGUAUUUGCAGUGGAAGCUGAAUUGUUUUCAUGUGGUCACUUGGCAGUCUGCAAAAGUGAACAUUCAGAUAAAUGAAGAGUAUUAAAAGCUGUCUUUCAGUUUAAAGCAAUGUGAUAAAUAAUACAAUGGCUUUCUCUGUAUAAUUGAAUCUCGUUAAAUAAGUUUAACAUUUUAUGCAGUAAAUAUUACACAAAGCACAUUCUGUUGCUAUUUCUACACCUUCAGUGAAUGAAGUUUUAAAAGCUUAAAAGGUAUUUAAGUAGCCAAACCAGAUUGAUUGUAAAACGUGUUCAAUUAUUUAAAUAUUUAUCUGUGUAUUUUUUAUUUAGUAAUUAUACUCUACUUAGAAAAUAUAUGAUUCAUGGUGUGUGUGUGUGUGUGUGUGUGUGUGUGUGUGUGAGAGAGAGAGAGAGAGAGAGAGAGAGAGAGAGAGAGAGUUGUGUGUGUUUGGUGUGUUAGAAUAUUUUAGAACUGUAUUGCACAUACUAUUUAAAUGUCUGUCUUAAAUUUGGUGGAACCCUACUGCCCCACCUCUCCAGCUCGCUUGGGCCUCUGUAGGCAUUUGGAAUUGCUUCAGUAGCAUCACUGGCUGUGAAUUUUCUGUGACUUGUGUUUUAGUGGCCCUUGCACAUAACUAGUUUGGAAGACAUAUGAGAUAUCUUUAUCAUGGCAUAAAGUGUUAAGUGUUUAAUAUAUUAUACUCCCUGUUUGCUUUGUUGUGUAAAGGAAUAGUUGUCUAUCAAACAUGUGCUAUUCUCAGAUUUUCAGACUUUAUCCAACAAUGUAUUUUUGUUAAGAUAUUGGUACUUGUAACAUCAACUGGCUGACUUCAAUUUUUGUGUUUCUUUUGUAAUAGUGUUGAGAGAUUCUGUUACUUCUGAGUUACGGAUAAAAGAAUGAAUCAUUGCCAGUAAGUGCUUGAAAAUUCUGGAAGUGAUACACUAUAAUUCAAACAUAAAUAUGUUUUCAUUGAAGUGGAAUCAGGAUACAGCUUUUGUCAGCACAUUAAGAGAGAAAUUUUUUAAUUUGGGAAACUGAUCCAUCUCUUUCUGUUAAAUUAAGAAAAGGAAGGAAAAAUGUGCAAAAUGAAAAAUGACUGCAUUAGCAUCAUGCCAAACUAUUUUCCUUUCUUAUUUCUCCUUAUUAGCUGAGAUUUUUAAAGUAUGCUAUACACGUCCAUGUUAUGAUUUUAGUUUUUUAUGAUUUCCAAUAUUUUGUAAAAGUCAAUGUUUGUUAAUCUUUAAAUAAUUUCUUGUUUUAUGGGUCCUGUUGCUCACAAAUAAACCGUUAUUUGUAUUAUUUGUCUGGCUAGGCAUUUCUUAUGCUUCUUUAAAAAGGCACUGUUUUCAUUUAUCCAUUCGGAAAAUUGUUAAGGAUUAAUAAAGAUCAUUACAGUGCAGGUAGUUAACAAACAAUAUGGUAUACCUAACUAAAUAAGUCUAUAGAUUUUCUGAUCUUAGAGGUGAUCAAACUUGGAAAGAUAUGACAGUAUUAUUUUGUUCAUCUCAGUUUCCAUUGAAACAUGUAUGGUUUACAUAAAGUGUAUUUUGUAUUGUAGUAAUUUAGAUGCACAUAUUAAUGAAACUGUAUGUCCCCACUUUAUUUAAAAGUAUUUAACCAUGUAUAUCAACAUUAUACAUUUCUACCAAAGAAUAAGUCAUGAAAGCAAGUUGCUCAAAAAAGUUUUAGACUAACGCACAUUUUAAACUUUUUAUUAAGGGUAGAAUACAGGCAUUUUAAUACCCUUACUCCAUGGAGCUUGGUGCUGAAUAAACAGACAAAUCACAGAUGCCUCAUAAAAUAUACCGGUUUGAUUGACUACGCUGUCUGUUGGCACGGUGAGGAGCAACUCUCGCUCUGGUAUCUUCAACAAAUUUCCAUGAAAUUGUUUUCUGUGAAUUAAGUUGUAGUGUUGAGUUGUUUAGCUGGUGUACGGGCAGUAGCAAAGCAGGAAUUGUACUUUUAUGCCACGAAUAAAUCAAGAAUAACAUGUAAAUUAUGUGGAUGAUGGAGAAGAGAUCUCCUAAGUAUGGAUUGAUUUUUAGGUUUGUAGUCUUUAAGACCAAUUACCUGUCUUUAGCACAUCCAGUAUUUUUCAUAACAUUGAGAAGUUGCUUCAGAAAUACUCAGCUAAUAAAUUUGCUUAGAUUGUAUUGACAAAAACAGUAUCAAGUUUGCUUCGGAAAGAUGCAGAGAGAAGUGUAGCUGUAUGACUUAAAAGCAUAAAGCAAGAUAAAAAUAUAUUAAUGGCUUUGGAACUCCAAGGCAUACAUUGAAUUCUAAAUGGAAAAAUUGAAUGAAGAGACCUAAUCUUGAUUCAUUAAUAUAAAUUAACAACAUAACUGCAUUAGUCUCUCACAGGCAGUCUGCCAGAACUAAACUGAAAGAGGAAAAAAGGUACAUGAAUAAUAAUUUAUGUAAAUGCAGUGCAAAUACAUGCAUUGUGUGACUAUUCAGUUAUCACUGAUAUAAAUAUUUUAUCCGUCUGUUUCAUAAUGUUUCAGGAUUUUGAUACUGUAUUUAAAAUGUAUAUAUUUGGCUAGCAAGUGUUGCUCAUCACAUUUUAUGAAAUUGUGUGUUGGCAGGUGGGGAAAAUAAAGAGUUCCUCUUAUCAGUCUGAUUUCUUACAUAUGAUAGAACGAAAUAACAAGGCCAUUUACCACCCCUCCCUUCCCCUGUUUUUUUAUUUAUUUAUUUAUUUAUUUUUUUUUUUAUUAAAGUUUGUCUGUGUUUGUACAAGUACACUGUAGUUCGGCACACUACUAACCUUUGUCCAAUUUCAGAACAUAUUUCAGUAACAAUUUUAUGUCACCAACCACAUUUGGUUGGUUUUAUUAACUGAAAAGUUUAGAUAUUAGCUUGAAUAACCAGUAUAUUUUUCAAAUCUUUAAUUUUGUGGUCUUUCUGCUAUCACAGCCUCUCAAAUUAUUUUAGAAAGUUUCAGAAAUAUUUGAUACUGUGAGUGUGUUGGGGAAAACUAAAUGAUUUAUUGCAGCUUAGUUUUCAGAAGAAAAGAUAAAAGUAGUAAUAUAGGUUCCAGAUUGGGGUAAUUGAUUCAAACAGAUAAUUAAAAUUUCAGUGUGAGUAUUUUGUUUGAUUGUGUAAUUUCUUCAUGCAACAAGUCUGUAAAAAAAAAAAAGGAAAAAAAAUUAGCUUUAUUGGUUGUGCAUUUCAGAGCACUAGAUCUGUAGUACAGUAUUAUUUUGUGCAACAUGUCAAACAGACCUUAGGCAAACUCCUUCCCACACAGUCUUAUUAUACUAGCAUGCUUCCCAGUGAAUAUUGAAUAUUGGUUGUAUCCAUACAAGGAAUACACAGAAUCAGCGUCAUACUGGUUUUGAGCUCAUGGUACUCACACUGGAAAUUGGUGAACAUUUUGUGUGUGUGUGUGUGUGUGUGUGUGUGUGUGUGUGUGUGUGUUUUCCAAUGUUUCUCAACUAAAAGUAUUUAGAGCCUCACUUUAAAAAGAAAACUUUCCAGUCUGCUGUUAAUUUCAAUUAUUCACAUAAAACUAAGAGAUUUACCUUAAUUUUUAUGAGGAUUACAAUACAGAAUCUGAUGUAUUUUUGCAUCUUAUCUUCAUACAGUGGAUAUAUUAUGAAAUUAAUUAAAUUACAAUGGUGCAUUCAAUGGUUUUUGUCAGAAUUAUAGACUUUUCAGGCUGGUAUUGUGCAUUGUGCAGUGUGCAGUGUCCAGUGUGAAAUUGAACUAAUGUCAGUUACGCAAGGAGGCAUGUUGGAACAUUUACUAGAAUUGUAGUCAUCAUAAUGUCAACUGUGUCAGUGUGCAUAAGGAAACGCCUGUCUUUAACUUCAUUCAUAUUUCUUCUACAGUUCAUUUUGAUAUGCAGUCCAAAAGCAUCAUAUUGUGAUCCCUUUCAACAGGCAAAGAUUCAGUUAUAUAU
Molecule: messenger RNA, 6365 nt
Organism: Schistocerca gregaria
Lineage: Eukaryota; Metazoa; Arthropoda; Insecta; Orthoptera; Acrididae
Gene: Dmtn
Product: transmembrane and coiled-coil domains protein 2
Exons: 13
Coding region: 364-2130 (588 amino acids)
Cellular component (GO): endomembrane system
Source: RefSeq, a predicted model, not a curated record